ACACACUUACACACCUGCACAGCAUCGUGCUGUAGCUGUAUUGCGACGCAGCGAUGGUUCCUCGUAAACCGGCCUCCCGUGGCUGGGCCUCUGUCCUGUGCUGCUUUAAGAGAAGCGAGCAGCCUGAGAUCACCUACGCCAUCGGCCACGACACCAACCUCGCGCUGCAGGCCAUGGAGCCCAGGCUGCCCAUGCCUCCCACUGAGGAGCUAGACGUCAUGUUCUCUGAGCUUGUGGAUGAACUGGACCUGACUGAUACACACCGAGCAGCUAUGUUUGCUCUUCCUGCAGAGAAAAAAUGGCAGAUAUACUGCAGCAAGAAGAUGGAACAGGAUGAGAACAAAGGAGCGAUGAGUUGGCCUGACUAUUACAUUGACCAGAUCAACUCCAUGGCUGCUAGGAAGACAUUUGUGGCUCUGGAGAAGGAGGAUGAAGAGGAGAGGAACAAAUCUAUAGAGGGGUUAAAGACAGCAUUGAGGACACAACCCAUGAGUUUUGUGACCCGCUUCAUCGAUCAGGACGGUCUGACGUGUCUGCUGAACUUCCUGAAGAACAUGGAGUACGAGACGAGCGAGUCUCAGAUCCACACCUCGCUGAUCGGCUGCAUCAAGGCUCUGAUGAACAACACUCAGGGCCGCUCCCACGUCCUCGCUCACCCCGCGAGCGUCAACAUCAUCGCUCAGAGCCUCCAAACCGAGAACAUACGCACCAAAGUGGCCGUGCUGGAGAUCCUGGGAGCCAUGUGUCUCGUCCCUGGUGGCCACCGCAAAGUACUGGAGGCCAUGGUGCACUACCAGAAAUACGCCUGUGAGAGGACACGCUUCCAGUCUCUGGUGAACGAAUUGGACAGGAGCACGGGUCGGUACAGAGACGAGGUGAACCUGAAGACUGCCGUCAUGUCUUUCAUUAAUGCUGUGCUCAGUCAGGGGGCUGGAGAGUCGAGUCUGGACUUCAGGAUUCACUUACGCUACGAGUUCCUCAUGCUGGGGAUCCAGCCGGUCAUCGACAAGCUCCGGACCCACGAGAACCAGACGCUGGAUCGGCAUCUGGACUACUUUGAACUGAAGAGAAACGAAGAUGAGUUGCAGUUGGCCAAGCGAUUUGAAAAUGUUCACAUCGACACUAAAAGCGCCUCACAGGUGUUCGAGCUCAUCCGCAAGAGGAUCAAUCACACAGAGGCUUUUCCACACUUUAUGUCCAUCCUCCAGCACUGCCUUCACAUGCCCUAUAAGCGCAGCGGGAACACGGUUCACUACUGGCUCCUUCUCGACCGAAUCGUCCAGCAGAUCGUCCUACAGACUGAUAAAGGUCACGAUCCUGAUGUUGCACCCCUGGAAAACUUUAACGUGAAGAACGUGGUGAGAAUGUUGGUGAAUGAGAAUGAGGUGAAACAAUGGAAAGAGCAGGCAGAGAAGAUGAGGAAAGAACACAGCGAGCUGCAGCAGAAGUUGGACAAGAAGGAGCGCGAGUGUGAAGUGAAGGCGCAGGAGAAAGAGGAGAUGAUGCAGACGCUCAAUAAGAUGAAGGAGAAGCUGGAGAAGGAGAACAACGAACACAAACUUACCAAACAGCAAGUGGCUUCACUCAUGGCUCAGCUUCAGGAGCUCAGUACAAGGGCAGUUGUUCCUGGAGCACCUUCUCAUGUUCCUGAAACUCCUGGUGCUCCGUCUGCUCCUUUACCCUCAGCAGGGGGUCUCGCUCCUCCUCCUCCUCCACCUCCUCCGCCUCCUCCAGGUGGGAUUCCUCCUCCACCUCCUCCUCCAGGAGCUCCACCACUUCCCCCUGGACUUCUGUUCGGUUCUCUUGGAUUAUUAGCGCAGAAGAAGAAGGACAUUCCUCAACCUUCAAAUCCACUUAAGUCCUUCAACUGGGCCAAACUUAGUGAGAACAAACUGGAAGGAACUCUGUGGACAGAGCUGGACGAUAUCAGAGUGUUUAAAAUUCUGGACCUGGAGGACAUCGAGAGAACGUUUUCAGCUUACCAGAGACAGCUGAAAGAGUCUGAUGAUGACGCAACCAUAAAGAAAGUGAAAGAGCUGUCGGUUAUUGAUGGUCGCAGAGCACAAAACUGCAACAUCCUCCUGUCACGGUUAAAGUUGACCAACGAUGAGAUUAAGAAGGCUAUAAUGAGCAUGGAUGAGCAGGAGGACCUUCCCAAAGACAUGCUGGAACAGUUGCUGAAGUUCAUCCCAGAAAAGAGUGACAUCGACCUUCUGGAGGAACACAAACAUGAGCUGGACAGGAUGGCCAAAGCUGACCGCUUUCUUUACGACAUGAGCAGGAUAGAUCAUUAUCAGCAAAGACUGCAAUCACUCUACUUUAAAAAGAAGUUUGCUGAAAGACUUGCAGACAUCAAACCAAAAAUCCAAGCUCUCAGUCAGGCGUCUACGGAGGUGCUGGGGAGCCAAAACUUGCGGCAGCUCCUGGAGGUCAUCCUCGCACUCGGGAACUACAUGAACAAAGGUCAAAGAGGAAACGCAUACGGCUUCAGGGUGUCUUCGCUAAACAAGAUCGCCGACACCAGGUCCAGCAUCGACAAGAACAUCACUCUGCUGCAUUACUUGAUCAUGAUCCUGGAACAAAAAUAUCCCAAGGUGGUACUGUUUCAUGAGGACCUGCAGAAUGUCCCGGAAGCUGCUAAAGUCAACAUGACAGAGCUGGAGAAGGACAUCAACAGCCUGCGCAGCGGCCUGAAGAGCGUGGAGGUGGAGCUGGAGUACCAGAAGACUCGUCCCACUAACUCAGGUGAUAAGUUUGUGUCUGUGGUCAGCCAGUUCAUCACUGUGGCAGGAUUCAGCUUCUCUGAGGUGGAAGAUUCACUGCAGGACGCCAAGGAGAUGUUCCAGAAGACAGUGAAGGUGUUCGGCGAGGAACCCGGCUCGACACAGCCUGACGAUUUCUUCAAGAUUUUCGAUCAGUUCCUGCAGGCGUUCGCCGAGGCCAAAGAAGAAAACGAAAACAUGCGCAAACGCAAGGAGGAAGAAGAGCGCAGGGCUCGUCUGGAGGCUCAGCUGAAGGAACAGAGGGAAAAGGAGCGAAAAGCCCGUAAAGCGAAGGAGAACUGCGAAGAGGACGGCGAGUUUGACGACCUCGUCUCUGCUCUCCGAUCCGGAGAAGUGUUUGACAAAGAUCUAAGCAAAAUGAAACGCAAUCGCAAACGACCAAGCACACAGAACCUCGAGACGAGCCGAGAGAGACCAAUCACCAAACUCAAUCUCUGAGCUAAUGCUAAACUAAAGAAAAAAUUCAUUCUUAGUCAGGCUAUAGUCAGAGCAGUCAAGAAGGAAAAAGACUGUAGAACUUUGCACUAUUGUGGCCUGCUGGCUAAAUGGCUAAUUAGCCAGUUGUAAGAAAUUAGCCAAAAUCGGGGGGAAAAAGUGUCAGGAGACACGUGAAUGCUGGAUGUUACACACAGCAACUCGGCUGGAUUUUAUCAGUGUUAAAACUGAUGUAAGGUGCAGUGCACUGUGAGUUAUAAACAUGCUUCCUAUGUGUGAAAGUGUCAUAUGAACAAUAAAAGAGACUUUAGCUAGAACAAACUCAAAACGUUCUAGCACUUUCUUAUGAAAACUCGUUUCCUGAUGUUUUAGACAAAAAACAUGCUAACGUGGUUCCCUCUGGUGGUGAAGUUGAGAUAUUGCACAACCUUAAGCUUCCCAAAUUGAAGAUCACAGAUAAUUUAUGUUUUUUUUUUUUUUUUUUUUUUGUGUGUGUGUGUGUGUGUGUUUUUCUCAUUUUGAAAUAGGGACUGACUUGGUGUGUGUGAAAGAGGAAAAGAGCAUGUUUGUUCUCUCAGUGUUAGUGUGUGCAUUCAAAUUAGUAGUGACACAAAACACCGGACCCACUGGUUAAAGAUUGCGAGCGUGUGGGUGUGUUUUUUUUCUUCUAGGAUGACCAUAUUUCAAUUUUCAAAGAAGAGGACAGUCGGGACAGGAGGUACACGGACACCCACUUUGGGCUGUGGGUGGAAGGAUCGGAAUGGGGAUGGGGGGUGUAAAUACUUCACUACUGUAAAUCACAACCAUGAAAUUGUGUUACUGAACUUAAACACAUAAAGUAAUAACAUCCUUUCCAUUUUGCUUUUUGGCCCUUGAUAGAAGGGAAUAUAAUAACAAACAAAUAAAAAAAAAUGGUUUAGCAUUUAACACCUUUUACAUGACUGUUUCUUUUCAAAACCACAAGUUAAAGUAAAAUAAAAAAUAAUUUCAGUCCUCCUGAUGUUCUCUGGUAUACUUUCCUGAGGAACGAAUCUUUCCUAAUAGUCCCUGAUUACCAAUCAAGUAGGAAUAAAAGUCUUUGCAAGACAUGUGUUGAAAGUUGUACUGUGUGUACAGAAACCCCUUCAGUGACUCACCAGACAAGUGACAGUUUUUUCCUUUGACAAAAAGGAAUGCUUUCAAGGCAGAAAACAUCUGUAGCAGACUCACAAUACCUGGGAAUAAUGGCAGCAUGAUGUUAAUAUUCUCAAUAUUGACAUCUACGAAGAGUGUCUGUCUCAUAAUGAACACAAUUGUUCAAGAAGUGGGCUGGGCAGCCCACACCAAUGAAUGACUUGUUCUGCAAUUACCUCUUUAAGUUUGCGGUUUAAGGUUGCACUCUUUCCUUUUUCAUCACACCAGGUUCCCUCGAACAUUGUAUUGCAGUUUUCACCUGUAAAAACCUGAAAGAAUUUCUUUCCUUCCCUGUGUAUUUUUUUAUGUAUUGUGUGAUCAGCUGACUUAUUUGGGAUGUUUUUUAACUUCGACUAAUUUACUUUGUACUGUAUUCCACAAUUCUUCCAAUCAAAAUACUGAAUAAGCAGAGGGAAUAUUUUUAUAGCAACAUGGUUGCUUUCAUCAGUAGCAACCCCGCAUAAGGUAUGUCUUCCAGUGCUUUCAGAGCUAUGUUGACCCAAUGUGGCGCUAUCACAGCAUUAACAAUUGCUUCAUUGCUACAACAUGGAAUAGGUACAAUGGUACCUUAGCAUACAAAUUUAAUCCAAGUUUAAAGUUCCUAAGGCAGGAAAUCUGUCACCCAAAAAUAUUUCCAAUGUUAACAAUUUCCAACUGUAUAAUCAACAUAUACCCAUGGUUCCUAUGGUAUCACAACUUCUUGCACAAAAUGCAAAAUACAAAAAAAACAACAAAACACAAAAGAAUAUGUAAACUUGCUUCUCUUGGCUUUCUACUGAGGCAAACAUGUUUUGAACGGCUCCUGGACGUACGUCAACUGUGCCGUCGUUCAGUUCAGCUCGGCUCGGUUGCUUUGAUGCUGAAAAUGCUUCACAUGCCAAGGCAAAUAUCUUGCAAAAUUUUAGUUCUUAGGGUUCAAAUUCAUAAGUUGGACCAUUUGUAUGCUGAGAUACCAUUAUAUAACCUGAAAAAAAAGAAAAUAUGUUUGCUUAAGAAAAAUGGUAAGUUGCUCAGAUAUAAGGCAAACACUUCAGAAUGUGGCUGUGCGACUAACAUCAAUCAAACUUAAAUGCAGAUUUGCCUUAUAGACCAGCUCAGUUCAGUUUGAGGUAAAGGAAAAGUUGUCAGUUUUAUGUUUUGCAGGAUUUUUCCCUUCCCUUCCCUUACCACUAAGCCACUGUGCCGCCAAAGUGAAAUCAUGGCAGGUAUUUUUUGUGUACAUCACUCUGUUUAUU
This is a messenger RNA of Clarias gariepinus (North African catfish), 5626 nucleotides long. RefSeq names its product dishevelled associated activator of morphogenesis 1a (gene daam1a). The record is from RefSeq and is a predicted model, not a curated record. NCBI's taxonomy places the organism in Eukaryota, Metazoa, Chordata, Actinopteri, Siluriformes, Clariidae. Gene Ontology annotation, cellular component: stress fiber. Gene Ontology annotation, biological process: actin cytoskeleton organization. The transcript is spliced from 25 exons. Gene Ontology annotation, molecular function: actin binding; small GTPase binding. Bases 54 to 3221 code for a protein of 1055 amino acids.